Messenger RNA from Budorcas taxicolor (takin), 1568 nucleotides. RefSeq names its product transmembrane protein 192 (gene TMEM192). Gene Ontology annotation, cellular component: lysosomal membrane; late endosome. The record is from RefSeq and is a predicted model, not a curated record. Lineage: Eukaryota; Metazoa; Chordata; Mammalia; Artiodactyla; Bovidae. The transcript has 6 exons. The coding region runs from base 34 to 831 and encodes 265 amino acids.
GCGGCCCGGCUGCGGCCUCCGGCGGCCGGCAGUAUGGAGGACGGUUCCUUGGAUCUCAUCCAGAGUAUUGAAGAUGACCCUCUUCUGGACACCCAGCAGCUUCCACAUCACUCUUUACAUGCUCAUUUUAGGCCCAGAUUCCACCCUCUUCCUACUGUCAUCAUAGCAAAUCUUCUCUUGCUGAUACAUCUUGUGUUUGUUAUUUUAGCAUUUUUAACAGGUGUGCUUUGUUCUUACCCCAAUCCAAUGGAGGACAAGUGCCCAGGAAACUAUACCAACCCACUGAAAGUUCAGACAGUCAUAAUCCUUGGAAAAGUUAUUUUGUGGAUUCUGUAUUUCCUUCUUGAACGAUACAUCCAGUAUCACCAUUGCAAAGUAAGAAACCGAGGCUAUAACAAGAUCUACCGGUCAACAAGACAUCUGAAAAGACUUCCACUGAUGAUACACUCCACUGGCAGCACGGCACUCCUCCUUCUCCUCUGCCUGCAGCACUCCUUCCCUGAGCCCAGCACAUGGUACCUGAACCUCAUUUUGGCCACCCUGGCCCUGGAGCUGAUCUGUUCCCUGACGUGCCUGCUUGUGUACACAGUGAAAAUUCAAAAAUUUAAUAAAGCCAAGCCACAGCCUGAUGUACUUGAAGAAGAAAAAAUCUAUGCUUACUCCAACAAUAUUACCUCGGAGACUGGAUUCAGGCCACUCUCGAGCCUGGAGGAGCUUGUGGAGAAGCAGGGAGACAUCAUAGUGUACCUGAAGCGGCACAACGCGCUCCUCAGUCAGCGGCUGCUGGCCGUCUCGUCCUCUGACCUCGGCUCGCAGCCAAGUGGGAUUUGACAGCAAUUCCAGAGGAACCAGAGUCACUUAAGACUGAUCAACUCCCUGACAAGGUGUCACAGGAGAUUGCAGCUUUGCCAAGUAACAUUCUACAGUUUCUGUUGGAAACCUGAAUCUGAUUCUCACCUGUGUGACUGUUUAACAAGUAGGACUCAUGGAUCAUUUGAAAGGCACUUUGAAGAGCCUUGAUAACUCAUGGAAAAUAUAUCUUUUGCAUGUUUUGAAAUUAUUUAACCACUUGGUUUAUCCUAGGUCAAAGUGUAGUUUAAACAUCUCCUUGGCCAACACUUCUUCCAUACUCUUUGAAACCUGGUGAUAAUUUGUCUUUUGUAAAGAAAGUCUGACAUGACAACCUACUUAAAAUGGGGUUUUGAUCAAAUGAGUUUUUCCCACUUUUAUACAGGUGAGAGAAGUCAUCAUUUCUCAUGCUUAGUGGUUUUUUCCAUGGAGCCUAUGCAUUUAUAUGCUUCUGUGGUAUUGGAUAUCCUUGGCCCUUAUAGUUUUUAUAAAGAAUUUUCCACUAGGUGAUUUACCUUCCAAACCUUACAGUUUUCCAUCCUCCAGAAGUAAGAUUUGAAGUUUACUUGGACCAGUGUUAGGCCAACCAGUGCUGCCUGUGGCAGCAGCAGGGCCUGUGAUUGGCAGCAGCUGAAAUGGAGAAGACUAGGCUUUCUCUUUCUUUACUUUGACCCUUCUUUGAGAGAUUGCUGUUUCAGUAUUGACCAGUUGUCAUUGAA